AUGACUGCUCUCGCUAAAACUAGCCUCUUCGCCUUGGUCGCAGCUUUGACUGUUGCCCUCUUGGCCACUAUGACUAAAGCUCACUCUUGGGCUGACUGUGUCGACUGGAGAUUCAAUGACCCUAAGAAGCCUGGUUGGUCUAAUAGGGAUGGCAAAUGCUUUGCUUAUGCCCGCAAGUUCCCAUACAAGUCAGGAACCAAAUUCGGUGGCCGUGACUCUGACAAUAACCCUCACCGUCAAUACCGACAGGACCCCAAGGAUUUCACAUCCUGCUCUGAUGGCAAGAAGGGUCUCACGGUUGGUGCUGAUGAGUCUCGCCAGAACCCAGUCUCAAAGUCCUAUGGUGGCAAUUUCGGUCCAAUGGCUGUAGCCAAGGCUGGUGAUACCAUGUGUGUCCGCUGGCCCGGAAAGAGCCACAAUGGCAAGGAUCAGAGGGAAAGUGGCGUCUUUAUUAACAUGCCUCCUUCCAUCACCACCAAGGACCCUAAGCAAUCUGACUUGAUGAAGAUGACCAUUGCCCAUCUCUCCUUCAAGAACUGUAGCACCGUCAAGGAUGAACAAACUCCCUGUGGUGGAUGCUUCAAGAUACCAGCUAACCGUAAGCCCGGUACCUACACGAUCCAGUGGCGCUGGGAGCUUAAAAUCGACGAGUGGUACACCUCAUGCUGGGAUGUUAAGGUCAAGGCUGCCGGUGGUGCCAAGAAGAAGGACACUGUUGAAUCUUUGUCUGUUCCCACUGACAAUGCCGACAAUUCCAACUCCACCAUCUUCUCUGCCAUCUACUAA
Messenger RNA from Linnemannia hyalina, 786 nucleotides. The record is from the annotation of a GenBank genome assembly. NCBI's taxonomy places the organism in Eukaryota, Fungi, Mortierellomycota, Mortierellomycetes, Mortierellales, Mortierellaceae.